AUGCUGUCGCCUCCACCUCCGCUGCCGCGCGUGUGUGUUUGCGAAGAGCCGCCGUAUAUCAUGGGGCCUAUGGUGCAGUGUGCGCGGAAGGCAAAGUGCGAGGUUAGGUGGUUUCAUUGUGUUUGUGUUGGGUUUCCUGAGGAGGAGGCGGGGUGGGUUUGUGAGGCGUGUGAG
Bipolaris oryzae ATCC 44560 is the source of this 174-nucleotide messenger RNA. RefSeq lists its product as uncharacterized. The transcript has a single exon. The annotation marks the transcript as partial. The record is from RefSeq and is a predicted model, not a curated record. NCBI's taxonomy places the organism in Eukaryota, Fungi, Ascomycota, Dothideomycetes, Pleosporales, Pleosporaceae.